AUGAUGGUUAGUGACUUGUUGUUGAGCAUUAUCUUCCUUAUUCAGAUGGGAGUUGGGAUUCUUGGAAAUUUCUUUCUCCUUACACUAUACAGUUUCACUUUACUCAUUGGUCACAGGCUGAGGCCCAUAGAGUGCAUUUUUGCCCACUUAGCCUUGGCCAACUCAAAAGUGCUUCUCUCCAAGGGAAUCCCUCAGACAAUUGUCUGUUUAGGCAUUAAAAAUUUCUUUGAUCAUGUUGGGUGUAAACUUAUCCUUUAUCUUCAUAGUGUGGCCCGGAGUGUUUCCCUCAGCAUUACCUGUCUCUUGAGUGGUUUUCAGGUCAUCACCAUCAGUCCCAGUAACUUCAGGUGGGCAGAACUCAAAAGCCAAACUCCAAAGUGCGUUGCCCCCACCUGCUUCCUCUGCUGGUCUUUCUACCUGCUGUUAAAUUUCACUUUGCUUGGAACUAUGCAUAACUCAAGGUAUAAAACUAAUAAUACAAAGAUGUGGAAUCUGGGAUAUUGUUCAGUUUUAGCUCCUGUAUCUUUUAAUGCCACACUCUUUGCAAUUAUCUAUUCUAUUCCUGAUGUUAUGUGUGUGGGAUUCAUGCUCUGGGCCAGUGUCUACUUAGUGUGUCUGUUGCACAAACACCAUCAACAAGUCAAACAUAUUCACAGUUCUCACCUCUCUCCCAGAACUUUCCCUGAAAAAAGAGCCACCCAUGCUGUCUUCCUAUUAGUGAGUACAUAUGUCUUCUUUUUUUCCAUUAAUUCUAGCUUGUCGUUUUACCUCUUUAAAAUUGACAAAUACCAGCCUUGGCUCCUGGCCACUUCAGACCUCCUAGCAGCAUGUUUCCCAACCAUCAGCCCUUUUGUGCUGAUCUUCUGUGACUCCCAAGUCCUCAAAUGUUGGCAUGCCCUAUGGCGUAGGAGACAUUCUUGUCUCCUAUGCCACACUGUCCUUAACCAUACCCCUUGCCAUCAUCCUGCCCUAAAACUAUGA
This is a messenger RNA of Dromiciops gliroides (monito del monte), 981 nucleotides long. Its product is annotated as vomeronasal type-1 receptor 4-like. Lineage: Eukaryota; Metazoa; Chordata; Mammalia; Microbiotheria; Microbiotheriidae. Gene Ontology annotation, biological process: G protein-coupled receptor signaling pathway. The transcript has a single exon. Gene Ontology annotation, molecular function: pheromone receptor activity. The coding region runs from base 1 to 981 and encodes 326 amino acids. The record is from RefSeq and is a predicted model, not a curated record. Gene Ontology annotation, cellular component: membrane.